Messenger RNA from Protopolystoma xenopodis, 309 nucleotides. NCBI's taxonomy places the organism in Eukaryota, Metazoa, Platyhelminthes, Monogenea, Polystomatidea, Polystomatidae. The record is from the annotation of a GenBank genome assembly.
AUGUAUCAAAACCUUUUAACAUUUCAGAAUCUCUUUGUACCACCUGAUCCAAUUUCUCCCCGCGAAUUGAGCCAGGGCUUGUUGGAUCUUAAUCGCAUUAUUCAACAUCGCCUUAGUCCUUUGCAACAUUUUUUAUUUUUGGCCCUUGUUUUGUUCGCAGAAAAUGGUCGUGUAGUUCUUUCUGUUCCGUAUGAAUUCGAGGUUUCUCUCACUCUUAUGUCGGAGGCGCUUGACUUCCCCUGGCGCAUUUUAGACAUUCAGUUCAGGGUUACUGAUCCAGAAAGUGGACGUAAGUUGUUUGUUAUUUAA